Hyphopichia burtonii NRRL Y-1933 is the source of this 630-nucleotide messenger RNA. RefSeq lists its product as uncharacterized. The record is from RefSeq and is a predicted model, not a curated record. Bases 201 to 392 code for a protein of 63 amino acids. The transcript has a single exon. NCBI's taxonomy places the organism in Eukaryota, Fungi, Ascomycota, Pichiomycetes, Serinales, Debaryomycetaceae.
AGUGAAGGAUAACUAAGAAGUAGAGGGAACAAGAUGGGUAUGUACCUUGGGGAGAAGCCAAGACAGGAGAAUACUAACCAGCCGCAGCAUUAACCAGUUUAGCAUUAAGCGAGUACCAAAACCACAAGAGACCGGAAUUGACAUCAUUCGAUGAUAUCGACUACGAAAACUAUGCUGAAGUUAGUUCAGCCAGAAAGUCGAUGUUGAGAGAACAAUGGAUUAGAAACCAAUCGUUGAAGGUGACCCACGAAGCAUUAAGAAAAUGUAAGCAGUACCACGAACAAGAUGCCCAAAAGAACUGCAGACCGUUAGUGUUGAAAUACAUGAAGAUGCUUGAAAGUUAUCCAUUAGAAGGGUACUUGGGCUACCAAAAGAACGAUCCUUCCAAGUAAUCCAUUGAUACAUACAGCCAUCAAUCAUAUCAAUCAUAUCAUAACCAAUUAUAACCAAUCAUAAUCAUAACCAAUCAUAAUCAUAAUCAAUCAUUAUCAAUCAUAAUCAAUCAUUAUCAAUCAUAAUCAAUCAUUAUCAAUCAUAAUCAAUCAUUAUCAAUCAUUAUCAAUCAUAAGCAAAAUCAAUCACAACCAUAAUCAACCAUACACAUUGCCACUACGUCCAUUAUGUCCAUAC